This is a messenger RNA of Punica granatum (pomegranate), 2046 nucleotides long. The record is from RefSeq and is a predicted model, not a curated record. NCBI's taxonomy places the organism in Eukaryota, Viridiplantae, Streptophyta, Magnoliopsida, Myrtales, Lythraceae.
AAGAUAACAAAUCCUCGCCACUCAUCUGCCCCCCUCUCUCUCUCUCUCUCUCUCUCUUCUGUAAUUAACUCUCUCUCUCUCUCUCUAACUUCAUCUUCUUCCUCAUCAUGAUGUUCAUGAUCUUCAUUCAUUCAUGUUCACGUUGGUCUUGACUGAACCUGACACUCAUCUCCCUCUCACUGCGCUCUGCUCUGCUCUGCUUUCUCCCUGUCAGAGAUUUUGUUCCUUUUCACUUAAAAUUUUCCUUCCUCUUUCCGAUUCUCUCUCUCUCUCUCUCUUCCGAGCUUUCUCUGUAUACCUCGAUCAUGCUUCAUAGCUCCUCUCUUGUCCCCAUCACCUCUGCUCCUAACCUCCAGUCCUCAUCCUCUUCCACCAUGAAGUCCAAGCGCCCCGCCGAACGCGACUUCCCGCGCUCCGGCGAUUCGUCCGGCGACGACCCCUCCUCCAAGCGCCCCAACAUCUCCGGCGACGCCAGCGUGUCCGGUGAGAAGGCAGCCGACGACCAUGACCAGGAGGCUGCCGAGCCCGACUCGGAGGCGGCGGAGGCUGAGGGCGAGUCGACCGGGCUUCGGCUCCUCGGCCUCCUCCUGCAAUGCGCCGAGUGCGUGGCAAUGGACAAUCUCGAGGACGCCACCGACCUACUCCCGGAGAUAUCCGUCCUGUCUUCGCCGUUCGGGUCGUCGCCGGAGCGGGUGGCGGCAUACUUUGCGCACGCGCUGCAGGCCCGCGUGGUGAGCUCGUGCCUCGGCACCUACUCCCCGCUGGCCACCAGGGACCUGACCCUGACGCAGUCGCAGAAGAUCUUCACGGCCUUGCAGUCCUACAACUCCAUCUGCCCUCUCAUCAAGUUCACCCAUUUCACGGCCAAUCAGGCCAUCUUCCAGGCCCUCGAAGGCGAGGACCGUGUCCACGUUGUCGACCUCGACAUCAUGCAGGGCCUCCAAUGGCCGGGAUUGUUCCAAAUCCUCUCCUCCCGGUCCCGGAAGAUCCGGUCCAUGCGUGUCACCGGGUUCGGCCCCUCCUUGGAGCUGCUAGAAUCCACGGGCCGGCAGCUCGCCGACUUCGCGGGCUCCUUCGGCCUGCCCUUCGAGUUCAACCCCAUCGAAGGCAAGAUUGGGAACCUGGCCGACCUGGCCCAGCUUGGGGUGCGGCCGGGCGAGGCCACGGUGGUGCACUGGAUGCACCACUGCCUGUAUGACAUCACGGGGAGCGACCUCGGGGCGCUGAGGCUGCUGGGCCAGGCCAGGCCCAAGCUGAUCACGAUCGUCGAGCAGGACCUCAGCCACGGGGGCAGCUUCCUCGGCCGUUUUGUGGAGGCCCUCCACUACUACAGCGCGCUGUUCGAUGCGCUCGGGGACGGGCUCGAGGCCCACAGCGUGGAGCGGCAUGCGGUGGAGCAGCAGCUGUUCGGGAGCGAGAUCAGGAACAUUGUGGCCGUGGGCGGGCCCAAGCGGACGGGCGAGGUCAAGGUCGAGCGGUGGGGGGAGGAGCUGGGCCGCGUCGGGUUCAGGCCCGUAUCGCUCGGCGGCAGCCCCGCUGCCCAGGCGAGCCUGCUGCUGGGGAUGUUCCCGUGGAAGGGCUACACGCUGGUGGAGGAGAGCGGGGGCUUGAAGCUGGGAUGGAAGGACUUGUCUCUGUUGACGGCCUCGGCGUGGGAACCGUCCGAUUGAAUGACUUAGACUGGGAGGGUCGGGUCGGGUCCAACCCGAUCAGUUUGACUUGAAGCGGACUUGGGUGCCGUCCGGUCGGGGAGAACAUUGACUUGAACGAACGGCUGAGAUCGGCCGUUGAGGUGGGGGGCCGGAAGUGUAGAGGAUGGAGGGUCACGGGGCAGGUGAUGAAAUUGAUGAUGAUGUGAGGAUGGAACGGUGAUCCCGAAGUGGGGAAUCCUUCGUUCACUUCGUCCUUUUUUUUCCUAAUUAAUUAUAAUUUUUUUUAGUGUAAUUCUUUUUGGGAAGAAAGUAAUUUGUAUUUAUUAAGUGGCAAAAAUAAAAAAAGGAACAAUUCUGGGAAGGAACGGAAUAAUAAUAAUAAUUUAGGUGGAAA